Messenger RNA from Sinocyclocheilus grahami, 1574 nucleotides. RefSeq names its product cerebellar degeneration-related protein 2-like. Bases 227 to 1039 code for a protein of 270 amino acids. The record is from RefSeq and is a predicted model, not a curated record. Lineage: Eukaryota; Metazoa; Chordata; Actinopteri; Cypriniformes; Cyprinidae. The transcript has a single exon.
GGAUUGACAACCGUAUUCUGCUGCUGUGUGAACGUGGCAUUGUUAUUACUAACAUAGUAUCUUAAUUUUCCAUAUAGAAUGCUUUCUGGGUGGCAAAUUUAUUUAUUAGGAUUGCGCUGACCAUCCUGCACUUGUAGAUGUGUAUUAUAGAGCCGUCCAGUACCAGUUUGUUCUCCAUAUAUUCUGUCAAAAUAAACAACUCCUGCAGAAAUGGUUGCUCGGACUCAUGUUCCUAUUGUCUUGUAGGUACUUGAGCUCAGAGAGCCUGCAGGAGGAGAAGUCCUGGCCUGCACUGGAUGACAGGCGUGUGGAGGAGGAGAGCUCCACCCUGCAGCACACCCUCCACAACCUCAAGGUGCAGCUGGUGUCCGAGCGAGCCCGGCGGGUGGAGGCCGAGCACGAGACGGAGCUGACGGUGCAAGAAAACAGUGCUCUGGAGGAGCGUCUGAGUCUGCUGGAGGGAGCGCGCCGUCGACAGGCCGAGCUGGAGGCCGAGGUGGAGGAGCUCCGGCAGCUGUGGCGCUCUGAGUCGUCCGGCGCAAGACUGACAGACGCGCUGCUGCCCGACAGCGUUUUCUUCGCCGUGGGGGCGGGGCACGAGGAGGAGGAGGAGCCGGAGGUGGAGCUUUCUCAGGGGAGGCGGCGCUGCAGCAGUGAGAGUUACGUCCGCGGGGCUCAAGCUGAGGAUAUCCGGCGUGGACACGAGCGCACGUGCAUCCGCCGAGCUCAAGCGGUGAAGCAGCGCGGGAUCUCGCUUCUCAACGAGGUGGACGCGCAGUAUAGCGCGCUUCAGGUGAAAUACGAAGAGCUGCUCCGUCGCUGCCAGCAGGGGGCAGACAGCCUCAGCCACAAAGCCGUCCAGACGCCCACCGCUCCUGCGCAGCGCCGCAAAAGCCAGGCAACCACAACAACAGACACCAUCUGCCUCGCAGACGAGCUCCAUCAGCCAGAAUACAAGGCCCUGUUUAAAGAAAUCUUCACCUGCAUUCAGAAAACCAAAGAGGACCUGAGUGAGAACAGGGCCGGGCAGAGUCAGUGAGUUGGCAGUAUUAUACAUCUUCAGUGUAGUGAUCUUCAGCGCUUCUGAAUGAACUUGAUGGACGUGUUGAGAGUUUUAAUAGCGCCGUGGUCUUCGUUUGUGUCGAUUGCACUAUAAAAACCUGUGCCUAUACGCAACACCAAACCGUCCACAUCCAAAACUGCAAAUGCAGUAGACCUGAACGGUGUUUUUGUACUUUUCUAAGUCUUAUUCCAAUGAUUGAGGCACACGGGAUGUGUGGAUCUCUGCGAUACAGCCAUAUGUGACACCCGAGUGCAUCUGUGCUUGGGGUUUGAAAGCACAUCUUGAUUUCGUAGAACCACAUCUGUGCGGAAGGUCAAGACUUAACCAUCCAAUGUGCAGAAGGUAGACUAAAUUAUUAUUACUAACGCCUAACACAGUUAACGAAUUAACUACUUGAUGUAAAUCAUACGUCUGAUAGGGUGGAUCUCACAAAACCAAGAACGAGAAGUUUCACCCCAAAAUCAAAAUAAAUAUAGUAAAUUAAGCCAGUUUUUAGGACCAUUUGUUUUGC